Messenger RNA from Camelina sativa (false flax), 3741 nucleotides. Its product is annotated as disease resistance protein ADR2-like. Gene Ontology annotation, biological process: defense response. Gene Ontology annotation, molecular function: ADP binding; ATP hydrolysis activity. NCBI's taxonomy places the organism in Eukaryota, Viridiplantae, Streptophyta, Magnoliopsida, Brassicales, Brassicaceae. The record is from RefSeq and is a predicted model, not a curated record.
UGACUUUCUUUUUCUUCUUCUCUUACAUAUGUUUGUUUAAUGAAUUCACUCGUUUUUCCCUUUCGUUUACUUUGCACCGGUUUGCCAUUUUCUACUCCAUAACACAUCUAUCUAAAUCUGUGAAUUUCAAACACUCGAAUCCUCUCUUAUGGCUAUUUCUUGUUUUUCUUCUUCACCUCGCACUUGGAGUUACAAUGUCUUUACGAGCUUCCAUGGACCAGACGUCCGUAAAACUUUUCUCAGCCAUUUACGCAACCAGUUUGACCACAAUGGUAUCACGAUGUUCGAUGACAAUGGGAUCGAAAGAAGCCAUAACAUCCCCUCUGCUCUCACACAAGCAAUUCGAGAAUCGAGGAUCUCGAUCGUAGUGAUCUCGAAGAAAUAUGCUUCUUCCAAGUGGUGUUUGGAUGAGCUAUUGGAGAUUUUGAAGUGCAAAGACGAGGUAGGUCGAAUAGUGAUGACUGUCUUCUAUGGAGUUGAUCCUUCUGAUGUGCGGAAACAAACCGGAGAUUUUGGGAUCGCUUUCGAGGAAACUUGUGCUCGAAAAACGAAGGAGCAUGGAAAAAAAUGGAGCGAAGCUUUGACCUAUGUGGGCAACAUAGCCGGAGAACACAACUGGGAUAAUGAAGCUAAAAUGAUUGCAAAGAUUGCAAAAGAUGUUUCAGAUAGACUGCACUUCACAUCGUCUAGGGAUUUUGAUGGAAUGGUUGGACUAGAUAGUCAUCUGACGAAAAUGGAGUCUUUGCUAGAUUUUAGUUAUGUUGGAGUUAAGAUUGUUGGAAUAUCUGGUCCUGCAGGCAUUGGUAAGAGUACAAUUGCCAGAGCUUUACACAAUCAAUUCUCUAACAGGUUUCAACUUACUUGUUUUAUGGACAACUUGAAGGAAAACUGUAAGAUUGGAGUUGAUGACAUUGGUUUAAAGUUGCACUUACAAGAACAGCUUCUUUCUAAGGUUUUGAACCUAAAUAGUAUUAAGAUAUGCCAACAAGACAGGCUACAUGACAAGAGGAUUCUUAUCAUUCUUGAUGAUGUGGGGAGUCUAGUGCAACUAGAAGCUUUGGCUAAUAUCGAGUGGUUUGGUCCUGGAAGUAGGGUCAUCGUGACCACUGAAGACAAAGAGAUUUUGCAACAACAUGGUAUCAAUGAUAUAUACCAAGUGGGUUUUCCAUCGGAAAGCGAAGCUCUAUCCAUCUUUUGUAUGUCUGCUUUUAAGCAAACGUCUCCAUCGGAUGAAUUUAUGAAGCUUACAAAUGAAGUUGUUAAAAUUUGUGGUAAUCUUCCAUUGGGUCUACAUGUUUUGGGGUCUUCAUUGCGGGGAAAGAGUAAGGCUGGUUGGAUAGAUGAACUACCAAGGUUGAAAAAGUCUCUUGAUGGAAGAAUUGAGAGUGUAUUAAAAGUGGGCUAUGAGAGUUUACAUGAGAAAGACCAAGUUCUAUUUCUCCUCAUUGCAGUCUUCUUGAAUUAUGCACAUGUUGAUCAUGUGAUAACCAUGCUGGCAAAAACUGACUUGGAUGUUAGUCUUGGGUUGAAAAUCCUAACAAAAAGAUAUCUCAUACAACGUGAAAGUAAUAUAGUGGUAAUGCACCAUUUGCUACAAGUAAUGGCUAGACAAGUCAUUUCCAAACAAGAAUGCUCCAAACGUCAGAUUUUAGUCAAUGCCAAUGACAUCUGUUAUGUUCUAGAAAUGGCAAAAGGUAAUGGAUCAAUUUUAGGUGUAUCAUUUGACGUAUCUAUGAUCAGUGAAUUAAGGAUAUGUGCGACAGCUUUUGAAAAAAUGUACAAUCUUGCAUUCCUGAAAGUGUACAAUGGGAUGCGUAAUGAAAAAAGACAACUGCACAUUCCAAAGGAGAUGGAGCUUCCACGUCGCUUAAGGUUACUACAUUGGGAGGCAUAUCCGAGAAAGAGUCUUCCUAAUAAACUUUGUCUAGAGAAUCUUGUCGAACUCAAUAUGGCAUAUAGCCAGCUCGAAAGGCUAUGGGAAGGAACUCAGCUGCUUGCAAAUCUCAAGACGAUGAAUCUUGCUGUGUCAUAUCAUUUGAAGGAACUUCCAGAUCUUUCAAACGCUACAAAUCUAGAGAGCUUGAAUCUUAAUAGUUGCACUGCUUUGGUAGAGAUUCCAUCCUCAAUUGUGAAUCUUCAUAAACUAGAUUACCUAGGAAUAACUAGCUGCAAAAGUCUAGAAGUCAUUCCAACUCUCAUUAACCUUGCAUCCCUAGAAAGGAUCUGGAUGUUUCAAAGCUUACGACUUAGAACACUUCCAGAUAUUCCAACCAACACUACAGAAAUUGAGAUCUACGAUACAGGGGUAGAAGAACUCCCAGCAUCACUUCUGCAAUGCUCCCGUCUUACUACUCUUGAUUUAUGUUCCAAUAAAAAUCUCAAGACAUUCUCAACAGAUCUCCCCACGAAUAUAUCACGUAUAAGCCUGAGUAAUAGUGGUAUUGAAAGGAUUACAAGUUGCAUCAAAGGUCUUCAUAAUCUAUUAUUCCUUGUUUUAACAGGCUGCAAAAGACUCGAGUCAUUGCCAGAGCUCCCUAGCUCCCUCGAAUUGCUAAGCGCAGAAGAUUGUGAAUCACUGGAGAGAGUAAGUAACCCUUUGAACACUCCAAAUGCAGUGCUUAGAUUCACUAAUUGCAUCAAAUUGGGUGGACAAGCACGACAAGCGAUUACCAAACGAUCGUUUGUUUACAGAUGGGUUCUUUUACCUGGAGGAGAAGUACCUGCAGAUUUUGAUCACCGAGUCACAGGAAAUUCCAUAACAAUUCAUGAUCCUGCUUUCAACAUAAUAAAGGUUUGUGUCGUGAUUUCACCUAACCAUCAAUUCAUAAAAUAUAUGGAAUUAGAGCUAUUGUGUCAUUGCAAAGUCAUCGGGAACUCAGUGAACUCCACUGACAUGAAAUUCUACCUUUCCAAAGUCUUUGAGUACCGAAUGAAACAUCUAUUGAUAUUUCAGUCUAGCUUGACAUCUAUAGACCCCUCUGAAGUGAGCAGAAAGAUAGUGCUCGAAUUCAGAAGCACAAACCAAGUUUUGGACAUUAUUGAAUGUGGUGUCAAGAUCUUGACGAACGUAAUCAAUGGAAGCAAAAAUGAAUACGAUGAAACCUUAGACAAGAGAGAAGAAGAAGAAAAUGAUAGUGUCGUUAACAGGAUAUUUGAAUUUGAUUCAUGUGAAGCGUCUGCUAAAGAAGACAAUGACAGUGUAGCUAACGGGAGAUCUAAUUCUGUAUCCGGUGAAACAUCUGACAAAGAAGAUGAUGAAGAAAGUUACAAAUAUGAAUCUAGAGAAACGUCUGAAGAGAAAGAUGAGGGUAUCGGUGAUAAUGGUAACAACAAAUCUGUAACAAGGAAGCGUCUGAGGAUAACUUCUACACCCAUAGCUUAUGAUACUCCUCCACCGACUUAUGGGUUCCAUAUGCGAAUAGAUGAAGAAGAAUCGAGUAAUGGGUUCCAUAUGCGGAUAGAUGAAGAAGACGACGAUUAUUUUGCGAACUGGACAUCAGAAUCUGAAUUAGGCGAAGCAUCCGACAAUGAAGACAAUGAAGAGGGAAACACAUCUGAAUCUAUGUUGUCCAAAGACAGAGAUGAAGAUAUUACCCAUGAGGAUGACUAAAAAUUAAUAUCAAGCAAGUUCCUGCUUAUGUAAUAUCAAAAAAACAAAAAAAGUUUCUUCACAUGUAUGUUAUUUCAUUGUAUUAAUUGUUUUGGUUAGGACACAAAACAUUUUUAUUAUUUUAGGCUUAA